AUUGGAGAUCUAUUUCAGGUGUUUGGUGCCGAGUGUCCAAAAGAGCUAAUCGCAUCAUCAUCUGACGAUCUGCUUCCAUUACUUUAUUCUAUAAUGGAAGAAAAGGCAUCAUGUCGCAAGAAAAGACUAGAUAUUAAUACGUUUGAUGAUGCAUUGCGUCUCAUCAAAGACGCUCAAAAUAUCAUAGUAUUGACUGGCGCUGGUUGCUCUGUAUCAUGUGGGAUUCCUGAUUUUAGAUCGAAAAAUGGGAUAUACUCUCGAUUGGAUGAAUUUGAGUUGGAAGAUCCUCAGCAGAUGUUUGAUAUCAAAUAUUUUCGGAUUCGACCAGAAACUUUCUAUUCGUUUGCCAAGGAAAUAUAUCCUAGCAAUUUCAAACCCUCUCCAUCUCACAUGUUCAUCAAACUCUUGGAAGAUAAAGGAAAGCUUUUACGCAACUAUACCCAAAAUAUUGACACAUUAGAAAAAACUGCCGGGAUAAAAAAUGUUGUGCAAUGUCAUGGCUCAUUCGCAACAGCAACGUGCAUUGUAUGCGGACACCAUGUUGCAGGAACAGAAAUUGAAGAUCAUAUAUUUGCACAAACCGUACCCACAUGUCCAAAAUGCCACGAAGAAAAUGAUGGCAUCAUGAAACCGGAUAUUGUAUUUUUUGGUGAAAAACUUCCUGAUGAAUUCAACCGCAUUUUUCAAGAGGAUCGAAAAAAGGCAGAUCUGCUGAUUGUAAUGGGGUCAUCGUUGAAAGUAUCACCUGUUGCCGAUGUUAAAGACCUUCUUCCGCAACAUAUUCCACAGAUUUUGAUUAAUUUGGAAGCGCUUCCACAUAUGCAACACUUUGAUAUCCAGCUUUUGGGAUAUUGCGACAAGAUUAUUGUAGAAAUUUGUAGAAAUUUAGGUUGG
Messenger RNA from Batrachochytrium dendrobatidis JAM81, 894 nucleotides. RefSeq lists its product as uncharacterized. Gene Ontology annotation, cellular component: nucleus. The record is from RefSeq and is a predicted model, not a curated record. The transcript has 5 exons. The annotation marks the transcript as partial. Lineage: Eukaryota; Fungi; Chytridiomycota; Chytridiomycetes; Rhizophydiales. Gene Ontology annotation, molecular function: NAD+ binding; histone H4K16 deacetylase activity, NAD-dependent.